AUGGCUCGUUAUUUCUCACAGUCGAAAAUUGAUGAAUUUAAAGAAUGCUUCAGUUUUAAUGCUCGAAAGAAUCAAAUUAGCCAAGUUGAGGAAUUAUCACUGAUUAUGCGUUCCUUGGGAUUCAGCCCAACACGAGAAGAAACAACAAAAUAUUUAGAAAAAUACAAAAACGAAGAUAGCAUCAUCAACUUUGCUUUGUUCCUUGAUAUUCUGCAUGAACAUUGUCAAACCGAGAACAACGAAAAGGAAAUUAUGCAAGCAUUUCAAGCGCAUGAUAAAAAUAAAACUGGAACUGUUCCUGGCAAUGAACUCCGACAAAUCUUACUCAAUUUGGGAGAAAGACUCACCAGAAACGAAGUUGAUACCAUGUUCCGAGAAAUGAAUUUUCCUGCAAAUGGUCCAAUUCGUUAUGAAUCAUUGGUGAAAUAUCUUCUUACACCAAUUCCAGACUACUGA
This is a messenger RNA of Acanthosepion pharaonis, 456 nucleotides long. NCBI's taxonomy places the organism in Eukaryota, Metazoa, Mollusca, Cephalopoda, Sepiida, Sepiidae. The record is from the annotation of a GenBank genome assembly.